Messenger RNA from Rhipicephalus sanguineus (brown dog tick), 1746 nucleotides. RefSeq names its product glutathione synthetase. The transcript is spliced from 12 exons. NCBI's taxonomy places the organism in Eukaryota, Metazoa, Arthropoda, Arachnida, Ixodida, Ixodidae. Gene Ontology annotation, molecular function: ATP binding; glutathione synthase activity; glutathione binding. Gene Ontology annotation, cellular component: cytosol. The record is from RefSeq and is a predicted model, not a curated record. The coding region runs from base 122 to 1558 and encodes 478 amino acids. Gene Ontology annotation, biological process: glutathione biosynthetic process.
CGUGAUAUCGAGACGCUCGUUGUCUUCUGCAGGCGUGUCUCCUAAUGUGAAAGUGUCCACCUCUAACGUAGCUGAAAACGCGCUCGUUUCUGAAACUGGAUCCCGCACGCAGCCGAUCAUUAUGGAGCGCUUAGAGUCAUGUGUGGCAGCGCUGCAGGACGAGAACGUUCUGAAACGAGCUGUUCAGGACGCUAAAGAAUACGCGAUCUCUCGCGGUGUAUGCAUGAAGUCGAAGUCGCGUGAGCCAGAUAGCUACACGUUCGUGCCGUUCUGCUUGCUGCCGUCGCCCUACCCACGCGAGGCCUUCCAACAAGUGAAGUCGUUGCAGGAGGAUAUCAACCUACUCAUCCACCGUGUGGCGCAUGACUACAGUUUUCUUCGUGAUUGCCUGCAAAGUACCAUUGAGACUGACGAGUUCACAGCUUCCAUUUUCAACAUCUACCAAAAGGUUUGGGAGGCUGAGUUCCCACAGCCAUUAAGCCUGGGCCUGCUGAGGAGUGACUACAUGCUUGACCUGAAAUCGGGUGACACCAAGGAACUGCACAAGGCCCGCCCCAAGCAGGUGGAGGUGAACACCAUUGCCUCCUCGUUCGGUGGGAUCACACCUCCACUUUGCAAGCUGCAGAAGUACAUAAUGAGGAACCUGGGUGUCGUAGCUACGGAAGCAGAGAUGCCAAAGUGCAGAACCGACAAGCUCCUUGGCAAAGGUCUGCUAGCAGGCUGGAAGGCUUACAAGAACGACAAGGCAGCCAUCCUGUUUGUGGUGGAAGAGGAAACGUACAACGUGUGCGACCAGCGCAACUUGGAGUAUGCCAUCCAUGAGAUGCAUGCAUCCGUCAAGGUGAUGCGACGGAAGUUCUCCGAAUUAUACAACUGCACCAUCGAGGAGGGAAAUCUCAUCGUUGAUGGUGUGGAAAUUGCUGUGGUGUACUACCGGACGGCCUAUGCUCCACAGCAAAUGAAUGCCCAGUGUUGGGACACGCGUCUCCGGAUAGAGCUGUCUCGCGCCAUCAAGUGCCCCUCGGUGCAGUACCAUUUGGCAGGCACCAAGAAGGUGCAGCAGGUGCUGGCACAACCAGAUGUCCUCGAACGCUUCUUCACCAACAAGGUGAUCGCCGACAGCAUACGUGCCACCUUCACGGGGCUCUACUCCCUCGACCUGACUCCAGAAGGGCACAAGGCAGCUGAGGAAGCCAUUGCAAACCCUCGCAACUACGUGCUGAAGCCACAGAGGGAAGGUGGAGGCAACAACGUGUAUGGUGAUGACGUGCGGAAUAAGCUGCAGGCACUGGGCCGCACAAAGGAGCGCGAAGGCUACAUUCUCAUGGACCUGAUCCAGCCACCCAUCACUACCAACUACAUUGUACGGCUGGGUGAUGAGGUCAGCAAGUGCAACGUCGUCAGCGAGCUUGGCAUCUUCGGUGUUAUCCUUGGGGACCAAUAUGAGCUCAUCGAGAACUACGAGGCUGGCCACAUUGUCCGUACAAAAAUGACUGGCAUGAGUGAAGGAGGCAUCUGUGCCGGUUUUGCCUCCCUGGACAGCGUCUUUCUAGUCUGAUUGAUGCAUAUUGCCUAGUAUGUUGCCACGAUAUGAUGUUCCACAUACGUUCCUAUAGCCAAUCUUUAGGUGAUAAUUAUGACGCAAUCUUUUUUUAUACAGAUGGAAUAUAUUUGUACUUUUGGAAAGAAAAUCGUUAUUUGAUUUUAUGCGAGCUCACAGGAAAUAAAAAGAAUUUACUAUUUGUU